This is a messenger RNA of Fusarium musae, 339 nucleotides long. RefSeq lists its product as uncharacterized. The record is from RefSeq and is a predicted model, not a curated record. The coding region runs from base 1 to 339 and encodes 112 amino acids. The transcript has 2 exons. Lineage: Eukaryota; Fungi; Ascomycota; Sordariomycetes; Hypocreales; Nectriaceae.
AUGGAGUGGGUGAUGGUGAAAAGCGGUAAGUCGAAAACACUGAGAGGCAUGUUCGUGGAAGCUGACUUGACACCUCAACAGGCCCCUCCCAGGGCGCGCUCCCAACCCCCCAAGCUCAAGGGAACCUACGCUUCCGAGGAGAUCAUGCGCGGUAGAACGCUCACUCGCGAGACCGACGAGGCCCGUGAGAAGAGUGGCAAGUCUCGAACGAGUGAUGCCACAGAGCGAGCCCAAGGGCGUCGCCCUUUCCCGGCGCGCUUGAUCAGUGAUGGCGAAGGUACUGAGCAUCGCAUUGAGCGAGCCGGCGACGUCAUGGUCGCCGCUCGUCGCUCUGUCUAG